Molecule: messenger RNA, 2508 nt
Organism: Verruconis gallopava
Lineage: Eukaryota; Fungi; Ascomycota; Dothideomycetes; Venturiales; Sympoventuriaceae
Exons: 4
Coding region: 1-2508 (835 amino acids)
Source: RefSeq, a predicted model, not a curated record
AUGGUCGCCUUGGAUAGUCUCACCACCGGGCAAGUCGCGGGUAUAAUUGCCGCUGGUAUAUCCUUCAUCAACAUUUCGUUCAAACUUAUCGUUCCUCUGAUCUUGGUCUCGAUUCUCAACCCAACGGAAUCAGCAGCAACCUGGUCAAGAGCCGCCGCGCAACUGCAAGGUAGCCUGUGGCCCACGAUCUUGCGGACAGACUCAACAACAAACCACAACGUUCGUGCUGGUGUCCGGUUCACGACCAAGCUUAGGCUGUUGACCGCUCUGCUUCUCUCGCUUGCGUCUAUCAUCACGCCGCUUGGUCUCUACGAAUCUAUUGUGGCCAGCAGUUCGACGGAGCUUACUCCAUUCGCAUACGCCAAAGAUGCCAGCGUGUUUGGAAACGGGACUCUCCCUCGACCCGCGGAAGGCUUUAGCCGCCUGUGUGGCUCUUUCGGGCCUCCCAUCGCAUGCCCGAACUCGAACAGCACCAUCGUUUCCAAUGUAAACUCGACGGGCUUUACCAUCAGCGACGAAGACGUGAUCAACGUCUCAAUCCCCUCCGAUUAUAUGGCAUACCUGCAGAGCGGGGCGCAAGCAAUAGGCCAGACCGUUUCUUCGGUCUUCGACAUCGGAUAUAGGACGUACACUUACGCUACAGACACUCAGUUAAAAACCAUAAACCAGGGGAAGAAGUAUGCUAUCGGUAGCUUCAAUCAGUUCAACACGCUCUUCCUCAACGGAGGCUUGCAGCUCGUCGAAGGUUUGGUUGUCGAUGCAGAAUCUGGUGGUCUUGGCUUCCGUAACCAUUCUGUUCCAAUUGACUCACCGUUCGGCGCCACCUGGACCGAAGACAUUCUCUUCAUCGAGCCGGAGACGCAAUGCGUUAACACAAACUUGACAUUUGAUUACACAUUUCCUCUCAACGGCACUGGUUCCUCAAGCGUUGUGGAUUUGGUCCUUGUCGACCAUGGCGGCUUCGCCAAUUUGAACACCACGUUUCCGCCCUACGAUGCUCUUACAGCGCAGGAUGAUCCGCAGCUCGCGUAUCGCGCCUACCGUUCAGCGUGGCUCCAAAACGCUUACACGGCGCUCUAUUACAACGUGACAAAUCCAGGUUCCGCAAUCUCAGGGAUGAAGGCCUUUUCAUACAUAAACUCUGAGGUGGGAAAUCAGAUUCCUAUGGUCAAGAACAACUUCAGCGGCCAAGAGAGCGAAUGGUCCAAUCUGCGUUUCAGCGUCGCCGAGUUUGGUGGCUUCAUCGACGGACUGCCGCAAGGUGGAUUCGGAAACGAAUCCCUGACGAACACGACGGGGCAGUUUGAUCUUAACGUACCAGAUAACCCUUGGAAGAUCACGGCUGACAACUUCACCGAUGCUCGUGACGAUUGCAACGCCGUUUUCGGAUAUUCGCUGGGCAACGUUAGCAACAUUCUCGGUUUCUGCGGUUCAGCGCUGGGCACGCCGCAAGAAAAGGGUGCUCAAAGCAUCGUGCGGUUCGAGCCUGGCAGUUCCUACUCUCAGCCUCUCUAUGGCUGCGCGUCGGUUGUGCGUGCCGUGAUCAAAACGGUCUCUUUCAAGUUCAACGGCACGGGACUCGGCGGCUUGUCCGUCACGGGCAUUGAAGAAAAGCAAUACGCGAGCGAGGCCGAUUAUCCUCUUUGGGGCGUUGAAUCGGCCGGGAUGAGUCUCGUGGAUGGGAACCCUUUGUGGGGAAUCAUCGAUCCCGCACAAAAGGACAAGUUCAAAAACAUGUCCUUUGUGCAGAAGCCCGCCCUGUACCUACCAGGCUACAUCAACGGCGCCACGGAUCUCGGCUUACCUCCGGUGGUCACCGGUUCGAACCUCCCGGGAAUCGAUUUCUACUCGAAAGCGCUCGCAUUCGCGUACAGCACAGGCGCCCGCGCCUCCAGCUCAGCCUUCGACUACUCCGGCGACAACAAUCUGGGCGUCUAUAACAAAUGGGCUAGCAUGUCUGGUACUCCCGAGGGAGCCGCUCAGAUCAUCAACCUGAUCUGGACCGAUGCCGCGGCAAAUGCGGUGAUUGGCACUAAGAGUUGGUUCGCUAGCAGCGAUGUCAAACUGGCAAAGCGUGCAAGUGGAGAUGCAAGCGCCGACGUACAGACCGGCGUUCCUGUCUACCAAUACAUACGCCGCGUGCGUUACCACAUCGCGUAUGCCGUCCCCGCAUUCGUCGUCCUCACGAUCUUCUUGUGCAGCUUCCUGUUCAGCUUCGUAAUGACAGUGGUUGGGAAAACCGGGCCUGCUCGCAUGCGCCUCUUCCUUCAGAAAACAUCCGUGGGCCGUGUCAUGACCUCGCUUCUGCACCCCGAACCCGCAACGGCGAGUGCGCCAACCAAGCAGUGGGCUGGCAGCCUCGGGAAAAUGCAUAUUGACUUCAUGGGGGCUAUUCCAAGGGGUGCUGCAGUGGGGAUGCAACCGGCUGCGAUGCAUUCUGAGGUCUACGAUCCAAUGUUGCAAGGGAAAGCUCCGGUUGCUAUAGGGCUGCAAGAGGUUAAGAGGUGA